This is a messenger RNA of Adineta steineri, 2400 nucleotides long. The record is from the annotation of a GenBank genome assembly. NCBI's taxonomy places the organism in Eukaryota, Metazoa, Rotifera, Eurotatoria, Adinetida, Adinetidae.
AUGAAAAGACUCAAUGACAAUCAACAAUACCGAGAGACUAUCAUCUUAUAUAAAGAUCAAAUUAAAAAACAAAAGAAACAAAGUACUAGUUUAAUUAUCAAUCAAGUAUUAAAAGCUUGUAUUGAACUUGAUGAUAUUAAAUGUGGCAAAGAUAUUCACAAAAAUCUUUCUUCUUAUAUGCUUAACAAUCAAUUUAUUGAAAAUAAUUUAAUUCGUUUAUAUAUGAAAUGUGGUGAUUAUGAAAAAAGUAAACAAAUCUUUUUGAACAGUAAAAAUAAAACAACACCAAUGUUUAAUAACAUUCUCAACGGUCUUGUUGAUAAUAAUCAAUGUAACGAAGCAUUGAAUCUUUUUAAAGACAAUAAUAUUCCAACAAAUGAAUAUACAUUUUCUAUUUUAUUUAAAAUCUGUUCACAGAUCAAUGAUAGAUAUUCAUUACAAUUUGGAAAAGAAGCAUUUAAUCAAAUGCCUAAAAAUUAUUACAACAGUAUCGUGGCUAUAACUUCUGCUUUACAUAUGUUUACCAAAUGUGGGGAUAUUUCUAAAGCUGAACAAUUAUUUAAUCAAAUAAAGAAAAAAAAUUUAAUUGUUUAUGGUGCAAUGAUGAACGGUUAUCUUGAAAACAACAUGGAACAACGAGCUGUUGAUCUUUUCUUUCAAAUCGAAAAACCAAAUGAAAUUAUUUUGAAUAUAUUUUUUAACGCUUGUGCUCAAUUAAAAACUAAAAAUGCAUUAAAUUUAGCUAAGAACGUUUUCGAUCAAUCAAUUAUUAAAUCAAAUGAUUUAUUAUUAUGUUCAGUUUUAAAUAUGUUUAUUAAAUGCGAUGACCUUGAAAAUGCUCAAAUUUUAUUUAAUCGAAUUGAUCGAGAUAUAAUUGCUUAUGGGUCAAUGAUGAAAUUUUAUAAUAUUAAAAAUCAACCAUUAAAAACUUUAGAAUUAUAUCAAAAAUUAAAAGACGAAAAUUUCAAACCAGAUAAAAUUAUAUUGAAUUUAUUUUUCAAUGCUUGUGCUCAAUUAAAAACUAAAAAUGCAUUGAAUUUGGCUAAAAAUGUUUUCGACCAAUUCGUUAUUAAAUCAAAUGAUUUAUUAUAUUCAAUUUUAAAUAUGUUUAUUAAGUGUGAUGAUCUCGAAAAUGCUGAAAUUUUAUUUGAUCGAAUUGAUCGAGAUAUAAUUGCUUAUGGAUCGAUGAUGAAAUUUUAUAAUAUUAAAAAUCAACCGUUGAAAACUUUAGAAUUAUACCAAAAAUUAAAAGAAGAAAAUUUAAAGCCAACUGAAAUUACUUUUGUUUUACUUAUUGAUGCAUGUUCAGAAAUUGGUGAUCUUUCAUUAUCUGAAUCAUUGGUUUGUCAAAUUCCAGAAAGUUUUUUAUCAAAUCUAUAUAUUCGAAAUGCAUUGAUUGAUUUAUUCGGAAAAGUUGGUUUACCUUCAAAAAGUAAAGAAAUAUUUGAUAUGAUUGAACAUCCAGACAAUGUUUCUUUUGCAGCUAUGAUCAAUGCUUAUGGUUUAAAUGGAAUGGGUAUUGAAGCUAUAAAAAUCUUUCAUAACAUUCCAUCAAAUAUGUUAAAUAAUGCUAUUUAUGUUUGUGUAUUAAAUGCUUGUUCUCAUUCAGCUCUUGUUAAUCAAGCACAAGAGAUCUUUCAAAAUAUUCCAUCAGAUCAAAGAACAGAACAAAUUUAUACAACAAUGGUUGAUUCAUUUAGUCGUGUUUUUCUUUUUGAUCAAGCACAAAAAUUAAUUGAUGAAUAUGAAAAAUAUCAUUCACCUUCUGCUCCAAUGUAUAUGUCAAUACUUUCAUCUGCACGAAAUGCCAAGAAUAUAUUAUUAGCAGAAAAGAUUUUUCAUCGUAUUGAAUUGAAUUUUGCCAAUAAUGAAAGUUAUCUUAUGUCGGCUCAGGUUCUUCUUGCUAAUACAUAUGCUUUAAUUGGAGAAAAAUUUAUGUCUUCAUAUAUUCGAAUGAAAAUAAAGCCAUCAAAUACAAAAAAUACUGUUGGUUGUUCUUGGACUGUAGUUGAUGGAAAAGUUUAUAAAUUUCGAGCUCAUGAUCGAUCACAUUCACGUUCUUCGGAAAUUUAUGAAGAAUUAGAUCGAUUAACAAAGAACUUAAUUGAACAUGGUUAUAAAUAUGAUGAAUCAUGGAUAACAAGAGAAUUAGAUGAGAAUGAAACUACUCAAUCAGUUCUAUGUGGACAUAGUGAACGGCUCGCAAUUGCUUUUAAUUUAAUUCAACAACCAAUUCCUGACCGAAUCCAAAUUGUAAAAAAUCUUCGUGUUUGUGGCGAUUGUCAUUUAGUGAUAAAAUUAAUUGCUCAAAUCUAUCAACGUUUGAUAGUUGUUCGUGAUGUUAAUCGUAUUCAUCAUUUUUAUCCAAAUGGAAAAUGUUCUUGUCAGGAUCGUUUUUAA